This is a messenger RNA of Moneuplotes crassus, 921 nucleotides long. NCBI's taxonomy places the organism in Eukaryota, Ciliophora, Spirotrichea, Euplotida, Euplotidae. The record is from the annotation of a GenBank genome assembly.
AUUAAAUCCAAUGGGGCCGACCUGAACAACGUUCUGAGGAAACUGCGCAAACGAAGUAAAAACAAUGGAUGAUGAAGUAUUAAGAAAUAGCUUAGGAAAUGAUAUGGAGAAGUUACCAGAGACCAGUGGGGAGUAUAAAGAAGAAGUAAAGAAUAAGAAGGCCAAGUCGAAGGUAGGCAGAAACAGAGGAGACGACACCAAGAUUGAGAAAUAGAGAAGAAGUGGAGGUCCAAGAUGGUGCUAAAUAUACGGGAGAAUGGAAGGGCCAGAAGCGGCAUGGAAAAGGGACCCAAGUUUGGAAAGACGGAUCGAGGUAUGAAGGCCAGUGGGAGAAUGAUAAAGCUAAUGGUAAAGGAAUACUUCACCAUGCUGAUGGUGAUGUAUAUUCAGGAGAAUGGAAGAAUGACAAAGCUCAUGGAGAAGGUACUUAUUCUCACUCAAACGGCUCGAAAUACGUAGGCGAGUGGAAGGAUGACAAACAAGAUGGCCAUGGGGUAGAAACCUGGCCUGAUAAUGCAAAAUAUGAUGGCCAAUACAAGAAAGGCAAAUAAACAUGGCAAAGGAUUGCUCAUAUUUGCUGAUGGAUCUCAGUAUAAUGGUGAAUUUGAUGAUAACCAGAUCAAUGGAUAUGGAGUGUAUGAAUGGAUAGAUGGUAAAAGAUAUGAAGGCAACUGGGAAGAUAAUAAAAUGUCAGGUCAAGGAAAACUAAUUUGGAAGGAUAAGAAAUGUUAUGAAGGAAGCUUCGAGCGUGAUAAGAGAAAUGGCUUUGGAAAAUUUGUAUGGGGAGAUGGCAGAAUAUAUGAAGGCCAAUGGAGAGAUGGAAAGCAGCAUGGAGAAGGAAAAUUUAUUUCAAGAGAUGGAAAAACUACUAAAGGAGUUUGGGAAAAUGGUAAAAGAGAAAAGAAGCUUGAUGAUAAAUAG